This is a messenger RNA of Cheilinus undulatus (humphead wrasse), 1146 nucleotides long. It is a transcript of the gene fxyd5, whose product is annotated as FXYD domain containing ion transport regulator 5. The transcript has 10 exons. The record is from RefSeq and is a predicted model, not a curated record. Gene Ontology annotation, cellular component: membrane. Lineage: Eukaryota; Metazoa; Chordata; Actinopteri; Labriformes; Labridae. Gene Ontology annotation, molecular function: sodium channel regulator activity. Gene Ontology annotation, biological process: regulation of sodium ion transmembrane transporter activity. Bases 108 to 716 code for a protein of 202 amino acids.
UGAACCAGUUCAGACAGCUGGAUGAGGAAGUAAAGGUUGUGAGCACAUGGGUGUGGUACUUUAACCGUUAACUCCAUCAGCCUUUCAGAAACAGGAAAGCAGCGAGGAUGAUGAGGCUGGGGAUGAAUCUGUGGACCUCAGAGAGGAUGGAUACCAAGAAGUAUCUGGUUUCCAUCACCAUUUUCAUGUUUGCCAUGCUACAAGUGUCGAGGGCUCAGACUACCACAGUGGCAGAUCAAAUGGAGUCUGUGAGCAGCAAUACAACAAAUGCAAUAACGAUGCCCACUGCGCCCACUUCCACUGGAGGACGUGUUGGAGGAAGAGUCACUCGAGAUGCUAACUCAACCCAAGAAGUUUCCCCCGCUGAACAAACCACAAUCCGCCAGGCGAGCACCAAGAACAUGCUUGACCCCACGACAGAGAAGAAGACCACAACAGCUCCCAGUGAGGAAACAACAAAACCACACACAGAAGCUGCACCCACCAAAGCUCCCAGAGUGGAAACAACACCACCAAAAACAAAGGCCCCACCCACCAGAGAUCCAAAGUGGGCUCAAGAUUUCACCUAUGAUUAUGAAUCCCUGCGUAAAGUUGGACUGUCCAUCGCAGCAGUACUUUUCAUCGUGGGCAUCAUGGUGAUUGGCUGUGGUAAAGUCUGCCGGCUACCCAAGUGUAAAACCAAGUCAUCAAAGUCGUACAGAGUGGUGCAGGGAUAAGGAGAGAACAUAUGGACAUUGAUAAAAGCUCAGAGCUGCAAGAAACCAGUCUGAUCCAAGAGGAAAACACUCCAGCAGCACCUAGUUGUGUGUCUAUGUGUGUGUGUGGACUGAAGGACUGUAUGCUGCUUAGGAACAUGUGUCAAAACAUGAAUCGUGCUGACAAGUGAGGAAAGUUGAGCCCUCACUUGCUUAAUCUUUGUCAAAUAAUAUUUCUAUACUUGGCAGAAAGUGCACUAAAGAAGUGAUUAUUUAUCUUGGCAAAUAUUGAAGAGAUGAUUCAUAUUUUAAUCACACCCUCAGCUAAGAGGCAGCCUUGUUUCUAUUGAACUUUUUCAUAACUGAUAACAAAGACACUGUCCCACGGCCAAGAUUAUUAUUAAAGGUUAUGAAGAAUAACAUCCGAGAUUGGACUAAAUCUGGAACAACA